AUGUUCACCGCAUUUAAUAUCCUUCAACGCCGUGCAGUGCUUCUUAAUACGGGUCUCAAGGUCCGCCGAGAUCAUUUCAAGACCUUUGCGAGCAGAUUCGCAUCCGUAUCCGAUGAGGCCAUAGCGCGAGUUUGCACUCGCGUGGCGGAGACCGGUUUGCUCGGUGCUGAGAACGCCGAGGAACGUAAGGUGGUACAGUUGAUGAAAGAAGUACAACUCGUGAACCGCAACGUACCUGGCUCCUCCGCUUCACGUGUCGCGAUGCGCAAUGAAAUUCGCGCACUGAUGGCUACCCACGGCAUGCCGAGCUUCUACUUAACAAUAAACCCUGCCGAUAUAUAUUCGCCUGUAGUGAAGCUGUUAGCAGGAGCCGACAUAGACAUAGACCGGCUUUUACCGGAAGAUGUUCCAGACCCUUGGGAACAGUCUAUCCUUGUGGCCCGCAAUCCGGUCAUAGCUGCGAAGUUUUUCAAUGUAUAUAUAAAAGCGUUCAUAAAA
Messenger RNA from Trametes versicolor FP-101664 SS1, 498 nucleotides. RefSeq lists its product as uncharacterized. The record is from RefSeq and is a predicted model, not a curated record. The transcript has a single exon. Lineage: Eukaryota; Fungi; Basidiomycota; Agaricomycetes; Polyporales; Polyporaceae. The annotation marks the transcript as partial.